GUUAAAUGUCCGCUUCGUCGCUGCAAGAAAAUAAACAUUAGAUAGGCCUUAAAUUAACAAAAUUACAGAUAUUGCCUUAACAAAAUUACAGAUAUUGCCAUGGAGUUUCCACUGAUUUCUUCCAUUCAAAGAGUAAAUAUUUAUGAAACAAAAGCGAGGUUCUAUAUUGUGGGUUCCAACAAUACCGGGACUACAUAUCGAGUCCUUAAAGUUGAUAGAACAGAGCCAAAGGAACUCCAUAUUCAUGAUGACAAGCAUAUUUACAGCCAUCUGGAAAUAAUGAACUUAUUGACAACAAUAGAAUCAGGUAACAGAACAACAACCAAGCAAAAACAACAGUCAACUGGACUUACAAAGAGCGUCUCUGCAUAUGGUAUAGUAGGUUUUGUGAAGUUCCUAGAAGGUUACUACAUGGUGCUAAUCACAAAGAGGAGUAAGGUGGCCCUCAUUGGCGGGCAUACUAUUUACAAGAUAGAGGACACAGUGAUGCAAUAUAUACCUAAUGAUGGAGUCCGAUACACGCAUCCUGAUGAACCUAGGUAUGUGAAGAUGUUUCAAAGCGUGGACCUGUCCAGCAACUUUUAUUUCAGUUAUAGCUAUGAUCUGACUCAUACGCUGCAGUAUAACAUGGAACCUGUUAUAAAACCUGGAGACAUGAGAAGAACACAUGAUAAAACUGACAAUACUACAGGCAUACCUGAUGAAAGAAAGCGAUACUGGACCUCUAAAAGAUGGUCCGUCGUCUGGUUCCCAAAUGAAAUAGAUACGCUCUCCAAAGGUAAAAGUAUCGUCUGCUUCUCUUCACAGGUGGAAGAUGAGGACAUUGUUUAUGGAGUGAAAUCCAAGCCAGAGACAAAAUACAUCUGGAAUAAACACUUAACUGAUAUAUUCAAGGAAGAAGUUCACCCAGAUUGGGUGUUACAUCUUGUUUAUGGUUUUAUAGCGCAAUGCAAUCUCUACAUCUAUGGCAAGUCUGUCUAUGUAGCACUGAUAGCAAGAAGAUCUAACGAGUAUGCUGGUACAAGAUUUCUUAAAAGAGGGGCAAAUAGUCAGGGCUCUGUAGCAAAUGAAGUUGAAACAGAGCAAAUUGUUUAUGACACAUCAGUAACAGACCUUCACAAGAGUAAGAUAGCUUCAUUUGUCCAAAUGCGAGGCUCGAUACCCGUGUACUGGUCACAGGAUAUCUCUAAAAUGGUGCCGAAACUGUUUUUAUACAGUGUAAUGGAUCAGAGAGACCCAUACUUUCAAACUGCUGGAAUUCAUUUUAACAAAUGUUUAUACAGAUAUGGUUCACCUGUUUUACUCCUGAAUCUUGUAAAG
Molecule: messenger RNA, 1320 nt
Organism: Ruditapes philippinarum (Manila clam)
Lineage: Eukaryota; Metazoa; Mollusca; Bivalvia; Venerida; Veneridae
Product: polyphosphoinositide phosphatase-like
Biological process (GO): phosphatidylinositol dephosphorylation
Cellular component (GO): intracellular membrane-bounded organelle
Molecular function (GO): phosphatidylinositol-3,5-bisphosphate 5-phosphatase activity
Source: RefSeq, a predicted model, not a curated record